Messenger RNA from Durusdinium trenchii, 567 nucleotides. Lineage: Eukaryota; Dinophyceae; Suessiales; Symbiodiniaceae. The record is from the annotation of a GenBank genome assembly.
AUGAGUGGUCCUGAUCCCUGGGAUGCCUUGGAUGAUGAAGUUGAUUCCGACUGGGAGGAAGUGCAGGUCGAGCGCAGUGGAGAUGAAGCAGAAGAGGUUGAAGUGUCACCAGAGGAUGAGGAAUACCAGCUUGAAGAAGAGUUCCAAGACCAGCUGCAAGAAGAGUUCGAAGAGCUGCACCACUUGGAGGUGGAGGAAGAAAAAGGAGAAUCAGAUGACGAAAUUGUCCCUGGUCGAGAAUCUGACCUCAAGCUGACAGACGUGCCAGAGGACAUGCGGGAGGCUGUUCAAGGCAGCCUCAGCUUAAAGCGGAUCCUCAACGAGAAGUACGGCAGUUUGGACGAAACUGCCAAGCGAAGGCGCCUUGACAAUGAGGAGCCUGAGAUGGAACCAGAGCGACAACAACUGUUGGAACGCUGGAAGUUGGUGAAAGACCCGGCAGCAAGGUACGUGAUCCAGACAGCCAAUUCUGAUGAUGUGCUGGACGUCAAGAACACGGAAUGGAACCCCAGUUUGAAGGCGGAUAGAAAUCCCUCUUUUGUAUUGACUACAGUGACAUGGCCUUAG